This is a messenger RNA of Penicillium diatomitis, 2028 nucleotides long. RefSeq names its product putative cell cycle control protein (Cwf4) (gene clf1). NCBI's taxonomy places the organism in Eukaryota, Fungi, Ascomycota, Eurotiomycetes, Eurotiales, Aspergillaceae. Gene Ontology annotation, cellular component: post-mRNA release spliceosomal complex; U2-type catalytic step 2 spliceosome; Prp19 complex. The transcript is spliced from 2 exons. Gene Ontology annotation, biological process: spliceosomal complex assembly; mRNA splicing, via spliceosome. The record is from RefSeq and is a predicted model, not a curated record. Gene Ontology annotation, molecular function: protein binding. The coding region runs from base 1 to 2028 and encodes 675 amino acids.
AUGGAGGCAUCACGAGGACCCCCUCGGGUCAAAAACAAGGCGCCGGCGCCUAUUCAGAUCUCUGCGGAGCAGCUGCUGCGCGAGGCUGUCGAUCGACAAGAGCCCGGUCUGCAGGCGCCAACACAACGUUUCGCCGAUCUCGAGGAACUGCACGAGUAUCAAGGCCGAAAGCGCAAGGAAUUUGAGGACUAUGUGCGACGGAACCGCAUUAACAUGAACAAUUGGAUGCGCUAUGCUGCCUGGGAACUGGAACAAAAGGAAUUCCGUCGAGCGCGCUCGAUCUUUGAGCGAGCUCUGGACGUGGACUCAACGUCUGUGGUGCUCUGGAUUCGCUACAUCGAAGCCGAAAUGAAGACACGCAACAUCAACCAUGCUCGCAAUCUUCUGGACCGCGCUGUGACAAUCCUCCCCCGCGUGGACAAGCUCUGGUAUAAGUAUGUUUACAUGGAGGAGACUUUGGGCAAUAUUCCUGGUACUCGGCAAGUCUUUGAGCGAUGGAUGUCAUGGGAACCUGACGAGGGAGCCUGGGGUGCAUACAUCAAGCUGGAAAAGCGGUACAAUGAAUUCGAGCGCGCGCGCGCCAUCUUCCAGCGGUUCACCAUCGUUCAUCCCGAGCCCAGAAACUGGAUCAAGUGGGCUCGGUUCGAGGAGGAAUACGGCACCAGCGAUCUAGUCCGUGAGGUGUACGGUCUCGCUAUUGAAACCCUUGGCGAAGAUUUCAUGGACGAGAAGCUGUUUGUGGCUUAUGCGAAGUUCGAAGCAAAGUUGAAGGAAUUCGAGCGCGCUCGGGCUAUCUACAAGUACGCUUUGGAUCGUCUUCCGCGAUCAAAGUCGAUGACACUUCACAAGGCCUACACUACAUUCGAGAAGCAAUUCGGUGACCGAGACGGCGUGGAGGAUGUUAUUUUAUCUAAACGUCGUGUCCAAUACGAAGAGCAACUGAAGGAAAACCCUCGAAAUUACGAUAUCUGGUUCGAUUUUGCUCGACUCGAGGAGACUGCUGGAGAUCCUGAACGUGUUCGCGACAUCUAUGAGCGGGCAAUCGCACAAAUUCCUCCAUCCCAGGAAAAGCGACACUGGCGCCGGUACAUCUACCUCUGGAUUUUUUACGCCAUCUGGGAAGAGAUGGAAGCCAAGGAUGCGGAACGUGCAAGGCAAAUCUACCAAGAGUGUAUCGCGCUCAUCCCACAUAAGAAGUUUACAUUUGCCAAGGUCUGGCUCAUGAAAGCGCAAUUUGAAAUCCGGCAGAUGGAAUUACAAGCCGCCCGAAAGACGCUGGGUCAAUCCAUCGGCAUGUGUCCCAAGGACAAGCUUUUCCGCGGCUACAUUGACCUCGAGCGUCAAUUAUUCGAGUUUGUGCGAUGCCGCACCUUGCACGAGAAGCAAAUUGAGUGGAAUCCAUCCAAUAGCCAAGCCUGGAUUCAGUAUGCUGAACUUGAACGGGGGCUGGAUGAUUUGGAGCGUGCGCGGGCUCUCUAUGAGCUUGGCAUUGAUCAGCCCACGCUGGACAUGCCAGAAUUAGUCUGGAAGUCUUACAUUGACUUUGAGGAGGACGAGGGCGAGUACGACAGAGUUCGCGCCCUGUACGAACGUCUACUCUCCAAGACGGACCACGUCAAAGUAUGGAUCAACUACGCCAGAUUCGAGAUCAACAUUCCAGAGGACGACGAAGAGGAGGAAGAAGAUGAAGAAUCCCGGCCAGUCAGCGAGGAGGCGAAGCAUCGGGCACGAGCAGUGUUCGAGCGGGCGCACAAGGUCUUCAAAGACAAGGAGCUCAAGGAGGAGCGCGUCGAAUUGCUCAAUGCUUGGCGAUCAUUCGAACAUACUCAUGGAUCCCCCGAGGAGAUCGAGAAGAUCGAGAAGCAGAUGCCGCGCCGGGUCAAGAAGCGCCGCAAGCUGGAAGACGACCGGUACGAGGAAUACAUGGACUAUGUGUUCCCUGCCGACGACAAGUCUGCCGCGAAUCUGUCUCGGCUGCUCCAACAAGCGCACCAGUGGAAGCAGCAGCAGGCUUCCUUCUCCGCGUAA